Glarea lozoyensis ATCC 20868 is the source of this 807-nucleotide messenger RNA. RefSeq names its product 14-3-3 protein. The transcript is spliced from 5 exons. The record is from RefSeq and is a predicted model, not a curated record. Lineage: Eukaryota; Fungi; Ascomycota; Leotiomycetes; Helotiales; Helotiaceae. Bases 1 to 807 code for a protein of 268 amino acids. Gene Ontology annotation, biological process: signal transduction. Gene Ontology annotation, cellular component: cytoplasm.
AUGGGAUACGAAGAUUCAGUUUACCUCGCCAAGCUCGCUGAGCAGGCUGAGCGAUAUGAAGAGAUGGUGGAGAACAUGAAGUCGGUCGCCUCUGAGGACCAAGAGCUCUCUGUUGAAGAGCGAAAUCUCCUUUCCGUCGCAUAUAAGAACGUUAUUGGUGCUCGCCGUGCCUCGUGGAGAAUUGUCACUUCGAUCGAGCAAAAGGAGGAAUCAAAAGGCAACUCAUCCCAGGUUGGUCUCAUCAAGGAGUACCGUCAAAAGAUCGAGGCCGAGCUCGCCAAGAUCUGUGAAGAUAUCCUCGAGGUCCUCGACAAACACUUAAUUCCUUCUGCCAAGAGCGGAGAGUCCAAGGUUUUCUACCACAAGAUGAAGGGUGAUUACCACAGAUACCUCGCCGAGUUUGCAAUUGGAGAUAAGCGAAAGGAGUCUGCCGACAAGUCUCUUGAGGCUUACAAGAAUGCCACCGAGGUUGCCCAGACAGACCUUGCACCAACACACCCAAUCCGCCUUGGUCUUGCACUUAACUUCUCAGUCUUCUACUACGAGAUCUUGAACUCACCCGACCAAGCUUGCCAUCUUGCCAAACAGGCUUUCGAUGACGCUAUUGCUGAACUCGAUACCCUCAGCGAGGAGAGCUACAAAGACUCAACAUUGAUCAUGCAGCUGUUGAGAGAUAACUUGACUCUCUGGACUUCAUCAGAGGCCGAGCCAUCUGCUGCCGAGACAAGCGCCGCACCUGCCACUGAAGCACCAAAGGAGACUGAGACCGCUGCCGAGGCGCCAGCGGAAACAAAGGCUGCUGAGUAA